CUUAGUGAGCAAGAAAAAACACUAGCCAAAAACGCAAUUAAUUCUUUAACUUUUUUUUAAAAAAUAAAUUUUGAAUUUAAAUUGUGUGGUGCGUGAGUAAAAUGGUACUCGGGUACAUUUUUUGGGCGAAGAGGGGUACAUAUUCUGGAGUAUAUUCCUGCCAGAUUCUUGCGAACUGCGAAGAGUGGUUUUGUUCCAAGAACUCGAAUGGAUUCCCAUCCCCCACAUUCCACCGGUCCGGGGACGCAUCACCUUAAUCGUCCCCCAACGGCCUCAUCUGCUUCUCCGCCGGGUAUUGAACCGCCUUUGCAGCGCGACACUCUCCUCCCACCGCCGCCGGCGUCUUCUUCCGGGCAGAUCCGUUUUCAAGAACUGCGACCGCAAGCUUCCAGAUGGUUCGGAAUUCAAGAACCGCCUCAGCAGGGUGGGGGCCCUUCCCCGGCGGCAUCUGCUCCGCGGCCGCUCGAACUACUGCCCUCGCCAUAUUCCAGAAAUGCUUCUGCUUCCAUAUCCUUCAGAAUUCAAGAAUCGCCUCUGCGUGGCGGGGGGCCUUCGCCGGCGGCCUCUACUUCCCGGCUCGAGCGUGGCCCUUCGCCGGCGGCGUCUACUUUCCGGCUCGAACAGCCCCUGCAGCGUGAAAGUAUCCAGCUGUUGGUUCCCCGUCGAUCAGAGCCUGGCACCACAUAUCAUCCGUAUCUCCCGGGUGGACAGCCCGCACGGCCGCCUCCUCGACAUCCAGCACCACAACCUCCUCAACAACCGGCACCACGGCGGUCUUCUCGACAGGCCCCACCACCGCCUCCUCCUAGUGGUGGUGGAGAGGCACGUGAUCAUCCGCCACAGCUGUACUACGUAAAAAUUGAUGAUGGCUGUGACUUCGUGGAAAUCAUGAACGCGUUUCUUCAUCGGGUAGCUUGGAAUGCCCAGAGUGCUGCUUUGAUCCUGAAUGGCAAUGGUGCCAUCCAAGACCCUUCUUUAAAGUCAAUUGGUAGAACUGUGUCUCACCACCACCAAGGUCUUUACCAAAUCACUUCAUGUGAGGGCUGCGUUUGUUUCCCAGAAGAUGGCAGGGGGGAGGCUACAUGUGAAAUUUCACUGAAUUUGGUGAGCUCGAAUGGUGAUCACAUAAUCGGCGGUAUAGCAAACAGGGGCUGCAUAAUUGCAGGUGGCAUGUGGUUGUUCCUUUGGGUGUUUGAUCAGGGCCAUGUUCCUCAUUUACGAUUCCCUCCCCAAGAGAUGGAUCUAUUUGGAAGCUAGCUAGCUUUUUAGUGUGUUUGGUGUUGGAGGUCAGGAAUAUGCCAAAAAUGCAGACUUUUCUGGAGCCCCCCGUUUUGGAGUCUUUGAUUCUUAGAGUUGGCUAGCAGGGAAGUCUCUUAUCACCUUUAUCCUCGUUCAUCCUUGUUCACAGCUCUUCGCAGUGAGAAGUCUCUUAUCACCUUUGAAUGCAAAAUUUGUACGUGUUCUCAUGGAGUUGAAAUACUAGAGAGAAAUCUCUGGAUAAUGGGGAGCUGUCACUAAACUCGUGUAUAUACUUCCCUUUUGUUGUUGUUGUUGGGUUGUGACUUGAGCUCCAUAUAUGGAAUAUGAUCUCUUGGUCUAACCAAUGUAUGAACCUUUAAGAAAGGUAGUAACAAUUC
This is a messenger RNA of Cuscuta campestris, 1637 nucleotides long. The record is from the annotation of a GenBank genome assembly. NCBI's taxonomy places the organism in Eukaryota, Viridiplantae, Streptophyta, Magnoliopsida, Solanales, Convolvulaceae.